ACUACAACUCAAAUAACUCACCUCAGACGAAAUCAUGAGUGGAUCACGAGCUAGACAGAAUUUCGCCAAGGAAUGUGAAGAUGCUCUGAACAAACAGAUCAACAUGGAACUGCAAGCUGCAUACGACUACAUGGCUUUCUUCACCUACUUCGAUCGAGAUGAUGUCGCCUUCCCGAGAGCUGCUGAAUUCUUCCGAAAGGCAUCACAUGAAGAACGUGAACACGCUGAGAAAUUGGCGAAGUAUGUUAACAAGCGUGGUGGUCGUGUCCAGUACAGCGAUAUCAAGACUCCGUGUAAGACGGAGUUCAGUGGUCUGGUGGAUGCGAUGAAUACGGCUCUGGCGAUGGAGAAGGCAGUGAAUGAGGUAAGUCAUACGCACAAACACACAUGCACAUGCAUACAUUCAUACCUAGUCAUGCAUACUCCCAUAUUCCUAGAUAAGUUGUUCGUUCAGUUGUGAAAACACCUCAUUAUGCCUACAUUGCUCCCCAUAUCAUACUCCUGAAAUGAUAGUUUCACACUAUAUGUAAAAUUCUUGAUUGAGACUUGAUGUAUCACUUCAAGUUUCUGGUGACUAAGAGAAUUUCCAGGUGUGAUGUAAGUGUGAGUUAUUUAGAUAGUAGUAGGUUUGUUUCCACCACGUCAGUCCGAUAGGUGGCUGAAUUCACUGUAGGUGUUAACACCAUGUGUUAUCAAGUUUCAUCAUUACAUCUUCCCUCAUGAAGUAACUACAUGAAAUUCCUGAAUAAAUCUCAGAGAAUAAAUCACUACACCUUGUGUAGUUUCCUUCAUUCUUUUUCUGUGGGAUGUUUAAUUAGUGAGUGAGGCUGCUAACAUCAGACCACCAAACCUGUCCUCAUCCACCUCAAUGUGGCAGGAGGUUUACAAAUGCAUCAGCCGACGAUGAAUCUCUGCAAAGUAUUGCGAGAUUGGCACUCACGCUACCACUGACCAUCUCGAGGGGUUUCAAUAUCGGUGCAUCUCCCUAAGGAUUUCUGAUGUCAACAGAUAACUCAGUGUACAUCUAUCAUUUCACUAUAUCGAAAAUAUUCAUUCUGACAUCAACAAAUCACAAAAUAAUUGAGCAAGAAUAUCAUUUUGAAUAAUUUCCUCUUCUGGCUGUUUAAUUCUAUGUAUGUUUAUAUACAUAAAAUCUUCUAGAAUAGUAGUCAAUAAGAAUUUUCAGAAGCCUAAUUUGUUCAUCAAGAAGAGGCUAGUUCAAACCUCCUCCAUACCUUGGCCAUCUAGGUUUGAAUGAGCCUCAAUUGUUGUGGAAUUUUCCUACUUUUAGUUGAUAUAGUAUUUGGUAUUAUAUCAUCAUUAUUAUUCUUAUAAUUCAAGCAUCUUUAAUGACAUGUAAUUGCACUGAUCUUCAUUUAGGAAUCGAUAUUGUUUAAAAAACAGCAAUAUUGAUAUUGACUACUAUUCCAGAAUAUUCUAUGUAUAUCAUAUUAUAUAUAUGUACACUUGUGGAGCCAGAAGAGAAAACCUUCGAGGAAGAGAUUAUUUGCUUAAUUAUUUUGUGAUUUAUAGAUAUCCAUGAUUUGAUAAUUUGACACACCGAUACUAAUCACUAAUCAUCACCAUGACACUCAUAUCAACAAAACUCACAAGUCUCGAUUUCACACACUCCCCACAUAUUUUCGUGCACACACAUCGAAGGGAAGUAGAAAAUCACAGUUAUUUGAGAGAGCUAGUAAUUCCCCAUUUCCACUGAUUAGUUAAAUAAUAUCAUUCGAUAAAAUGUAUCACUGUCUAAUUCAUUCCCUGUCUGACUCUCUCUCUCUCUCUGUCUAUCUUUGUUUUUCUCCCAUCCUUAGUCACUGUUGAAACUCCAUGAUGUCGCUUCGA
Messenger RNA from Trichobilharzia regenti, 1851 nucleotides. The record is from the annotation of a GenBank genome assembly. Lineage: Eukaryota; Metazoa; Platyhelminthes; Trematoda; Strigeidida; Schistosomatidae.